AUGGUCAACUACAACGCUCCAGACCAGAUUGCGAGGCUCACAAACUAUCGCAAUGCUCAGUCUCUGGUCUUGUUGGGCAUCUUCUUCUGGGAGAUUCUCGUGACUAGCGCCUUUGACUGGUCAAUCAUCUCCGGCAAGCGCAAGUUUCGAUGGCCCAUGAUUGCCUAUUUCAUUUCCAGAGUCGCUGUUGGUCUGCACAUCAUGGCCCUCGUCGUUAACGGCCAGGGAACAGAGGUCAUUCCAUGCGACAGGCAGGUGUGGAUCCUCAAGAUUACAGAUGCCAUUGCCAUUUGGGCAUCCUCCAUCUUGCUCAUUCUCCGGACGCUCGCCGUCUGGGGCUCCGACAGGAGAGUGCUCGGCGUCCUCAUGCUCCUGUCGGCUGGCCUCAUCGUCGUCUACUGCCUCACCUGGCAACCUAGCGUGAACAAGUUCAAUGGCCGUGGAUGUGUCAUCCUCAAGAGUGUCUCGAACCGUAUCCUCCUCACCGAGUUUACCUAUACCAUGUACGUCGGUUUCUCACUCCAAAUGGAUCUCUUCAUUACGGUCCUCACCAUUGUGAAACUGUGGUCGUGGCGAGCUCAGGGCGGUAUCAGCCGUCUCCUGCUCGAGAACGGCAUGGCGUACUUUGUCUUCGCCACUGCGGGUAACCUCGUCCAGGCCGUCCUCCCCGCCCUCAACCUGAGCGGCCUCAUGAACGUCAUCUUCUUGCCCGUCGCCAUGAUGAUUUCCGUCAUUGCGUCCACUCGCGUGUAUAUUCGCCUCUUGACCCACGAUGACCACAAGCAUGGAGCAUACUCUGGCUACACUGGCAACUCGACAUCGUUCAAUGCACGCACUGGGCCAGCCACGACCGACCGUGGAGGUGCAAGCAUGCCUACUUUCCCCGCUGCCCCAGGCUUCGAUCAACCCUAUGGUCUCUCCGCAAUCAAGAACCAAAACCGCCACCGUAUUACCAUCCGCACGCAGACUCAGACAGAUGUCAUGGACGAUAAUGGUGCCAUGGACCUCGAGUAUGGCAAGAAGGAGUCGGAUCGCCAAACCGACCCUGAGCAAGACUUGUACCAGAUGCGAGGUCCCAAGGUCCUAUGA
Molecule: messenger RNA, 1089 nt
Organism: Serendipita indica DSM 11827
Lineage: Eukaryota; Fungi; Basidiomycota; Agaricomycetes; Sebacinales; Serendipitaceae
Source: the annotation of a GenBank genome assembly